Danio rerio (zebrafish) is the source of this 1615-nucleotide messenger RNA. The record is from RefSeq and is a predicted model, not a curated record. Lineage: Eukaryota; Metazoa; Chordata; Actinopteri; Cypriniformes; Danionidae.
UGAAACAUUUAAGCAUUACUUAAUAGCAACUCUCUUGACAAAAAUAUUUAUUUAUUAUUAUUUAUCUGGAUGCGCUUUUGAUGAUUUAUGGAAGCACGUUGCCGAGCAACGUAAAGGUAAAACCUAACGGCAUUAUACUUCAGCUACAUACCGAGUUCAUUUGGUAAAUAUUUUACAAUGAAUCUGUAUUUAUUUUAACAGUUUGGACACAAAGAAUGUUCUUUAUUUGAGUCUUAACAUGAAGAUGAGCCAGCCUUUCACCAAAAGCUUUAAACACAGCUUGCCAAAGACAUCCAACGAACAGCACAGUAGCAAAGCCAAGUCUUUGUGCCAUAACGUUACAGAAAGCAGCAGCUUGAAAACAGACGUGCUUUGCAACUCUGCACAUAAAGUGAGGCGUCUUAAAACCAGGAAGGAGAGGAAUCAGAUUCGAGGUCAAGAGAGAAACAGGUCUCAGCCAUGCCCUCAGAAAAGCAGAAAAGAAGUUGGUGAGAAAGCCCAACGCCACCACAUCCAUCCAAUGUCUGGUUCUAGAAAUGAGAGGCCAUUCGCCAAGCCAUUCAUCCUCCAGAAGCCAAGCAUCAUAACUGAGGGACGCCUUACCUCCAUCAAAGGCCUUUUCAGCAAUGAGGUUAGGUCGUUGGAUAUUGAGCGACUGGUGAGCGAACAAAUAAAGCAAGAUAACCAGAAAAAGGAGCCGAGAAAACAGUCUAUGGUGCAAAUUAGGUCACAGCUACCUACAUUGGUACCUGAUUCAGACCAGGACUGCAUUCUCAAUGAUGUACCAGGACCAGAGAACAAUUCAACCCCACAAGUGAAGAGGAAAAUUUCAAGAAAAGAGCUCACUGGGAAAAGGGGUUUUCAGACUAAUAGAAAGUUAGAUGCCUCAGUUCCUCUAGCAUCAUCAAGUGUGGAUGGGAAGCAUAAAAGAAACACCAGAACUGAAAUGGAAGGUAAUAAUAGCAAAACAAAGCAGAAUAGUGCCAAAGAACCUGAACAAGUGAUUUUGUCAUCCUCAGAAAAUGAAAAUGAACCUAUUCCCCAGUUAUGCUCUACUCCAAUUGAAACUAACAAGCACAACUUUAAUAUUUCACAAACAAGCACUCUUAAGACCCCUGAUGAUGGAAAACAUGUUCAGAGAUUUGAAGAAAUCUCUACAAUAGUGGAAUUCCCGAACAUGGAAGAUUUGCAGCCUUUAACCUCUCUAUCUGGACUGAGCUCUGGGACUGGACAAUUAGCAAACAAUGACAAGCAGCAGGAGGAGGAAAUGUCAGUGUCUUGUAGAGAAGAAGUAAAAAGGCUGGCUAAACGUUUGUGCUCAGCUUCAGAUCUCUAUGUGCCAAGCUAUCAGCGCUCCCUACUGGAUAAGUGUAAGAAGACACUAAUGCAGACUUUACAAAAAAGACAUAGCUUCCAGUUAAAUCACAACCUGCACAGGCUACGUUCAUCCUUGAAUGGAAAGCAAAAAGCCUCUCAGCCAAGCACAGCACAGACAUGUGAAGACCGUUCACCAUUUAGCCAUGCAGUGGAGAUUGAGGAUAGGUGUAACAUCAGCAACAUGCCUAUUUGGACAGGUAUGGGACUUUUUUUGAAGUUUGUGGAAAGUGACAACUGA